UCCAUCAAGCCCUUUCUCACCUAAAACACUCGUGCCAUCCAUUAGCAGCCACAAUGGCCUACAACAAUGCUCAACUGCAUCCUGCUGCAGUGUUUAGCAACAAGGGGUUUAGCAGUUCUGCUGCCUAUUCUCGGUAUCUUCGCAGAUUCCGAGAGCGUCCCAACCACCCUUCCUUCUCCAUUCAGCCUUCUGGCUUCUCCAAGUAUGACAUGAAUGUAUCCUCUCUCAUUGAUGGGCUGGGCUGGGGCUCAUUGACUGAGAACAUGAGAUUCAGCUACUGUCCAGAAGCAGUACGCUUGUUUUAUGUAAAUCUUGUUCUGAGUCCCGGGUGCGAUCCUGCAUUCUUCACAACAACUGUGUUCAAUUAUGAUAUCACAGUUACUCUUGCUCUCUUAGCAAACCUUCUCAAUCUUCCUCACAAUGUCUUCGAGCACGUACAGAUAGUGAGUUUUCCUCUCGAGGUUUUCGAUUUGAUGCUGCUCUGGCUCGCUAUACGUAUGAUAUCGGGGAUUUCUAUCCUUCUCCGCUUGCGGAUGGUCGUCUGCCAGAUGACUUAAAGGUGCUUCAUUUCUUCAUCACUAGGUCUUUUCUACCUCGUGACCUGUCUAGAACUGAUCUUCUUCACUCUGUUGAUUUAUGGAUCCUAUCUAAUGCUAAAGAAGGUCGUCUAAUCAGCUAUGCCUCACUCAUGUUCUCCCACCUCAUUAAGUUUGGCCUUGAGUACUACAGUGGUCCCCUGCCUUUUAGACCCCAUAUCACCAAACUUCUGUAUAAAUUGGGCUCUAUUGC
Linum trigynum is the source of this 789-nucleotide messenger RNA. Lineage: Eukaryota; Viridiplantae; Streptophyta; Magnoliopsida; Malpighiales; Linaceae. The record is from the annotation of a GenBank genome assembly.